This is a messenger RNA of Neurospora crassa OR74A, 1179 nucleotides long. Its product is annotated as glycosyl hydrolase family 43 protein. The record is from RefSeq and is a predicted model, not a curated record. The transcript is spliced from 4 exons. Gene Ontology annotation, molecular function: hydrolase activity, hydrolyzing O-glycosyl compounds. Gene Ontology annotation, biological process: carbohydrate metabolic process. Bases 88 to 1179 code for a protein of 363 amino acids. NCBI's taxonomy places the organism in Eukaryota, Fungi, Ascomycota, Sordariomycetes, Sordariales, Sordariaceae.
GUCGAAAUCUGCUUUCAGGAGAGAUCAGUAUGUAUUCGCUGGUCUCACUCAUCUUGAUCAGAAACUGAGAGAGAGGGUUAACCGAUAAUGCAUCAUCGCAACCGCCUUCUUCUGAGCUUGCUCUCAGUCAUCAUGGGACUAGCCACAUCUACGGCCCUCGCUGCACUACAAAUCGUUCCCGGAGGGACUUGGACAGCCUCCAACGGCGAACACCUCAACGCGCACGGCGCCGGCGUCAUCCAGGUCAACAACACCUUCUACCUCAUCGGCGAAGACAAAUCCCAAGGUUCCUCCUUUUUUGCCAUCAACUGUUAUUCGUCUGUCGACCUUGUCCAAUGGACGUACGAGGGCGCUUUACUUUCGCGGACAACAUCAUCAGGCGAUCUCGGACCGAACAGAAUCAUUGAACGACCCAAAGUCAUUUACAACGAUCUCACAAAAAAAUAUGUCAUGUGGAUGCAUGUCGACAGCAGUAACUACGGAGACGCCAAAGUAGGCGUGGCGACGAGCGAUACCGUGUGCGGCAAACCUUACAAGUACCAUGGAAGUUUCAGGCCGUUGGGGAUGGAGUCAAGGGAUAUAGGGCUGUUUAAAGAUGAUGAUGAUGAUGGGAGGGCGUAUUUGUUGACGGAGGAUCGCAAAAACGGCCUCCGCAUCAACCCCCUCACCCCGGACUACCUCUCCAUCUCCGGCACCACCUCCACCCACCUUUUUCCCACGGCCAUCGAGUCCCCCGCCCUCCUCAAGCUGUCCGGGCGUUACUUCCUCUUCGGCUCCCACCUAACAGGCUGGUCCCCCAACGACAACGUCUACACCACGUCCACCAAUCUCUCGGGGCCCUGGACCGACUGGAAGGUUUUUGCCGACAAGGGAAGCAACACCUACGCCUCCCAGACCUCUUUUAUCCUCAACUACGGCGGCCCUGGCAAUAUAAUGUACAUGGGCGACAGAUGGCGCUCCUCCAACUUACAGUCUAGCAGCUACAUCUGGCUACCGCUCAAUAUCAGCGACACCACCACCACCACCGUAGUCCUCCUGAAAAACCGCGCGAGUUGGAUCCCCAAUGCGCAAUCUGGUCUACUAUGGGCAGAUAGCCCAGCAGAGAAAAGCUACGAGGGCGAGCGGGGAAGUUACGCAGGGGGCGCGAAAGAGCAUCACCAUCUCAAACAUACAAAGUAA